UUCAAAAAAAAUAAUAAUAAUAAAAAAAUAAAAGAAAAUGGCAUUUUCGCAAAUUCAACUCAGAUCCAUAAGCCUGCCAUCAAGGCUGCACCCAAUCAACUCCACAGGAUUUGAAUCUGAGUUACAAAAGCUCAGAUCUUCAAAAACUGCUCCUUUUUCCUCGGAAGCAAUCCAACGUGGCAUCCUGGGAUUGGCUGAGCUCUACAACUCCAUUGAAGAACAACAGUCACUCUCUUCCAACAAGCAUCAUCGCAAUCAAGCAAUCGAAGAAUCUCUGGAGGAAUCUAUCGAGAUUCUAGAUUCUUGCAGCAGCAUCAGGGAAUUAGUUCAGAUGAUCAAGGAAAACACACAAGCCCUCCAGUCAGCACUCCGCCGCAAGGGCGGCGUGGACCCCACCAUACAAAACGACGUCGCUUCGUAUUUUUCGUUCAGAAAAAAGACGAACAAAUCCAUAGCCAAAGCUCUCAGAACACUCAAGAAUAAUGCAUCUUCAUCAAAAAAUAUUCAUGAUGACGAUUUCACUAGGGUUAUGAGGGAGGUGAAUGACGUCACCAUUGCAAUCUUCAAGUCUGCUCUGGUUCACCUGUCGUCUUCUCCGGCGGUUAAAUCCGGCGGCUGGAAUCUGGUCUCGAGGCUGAUGGUGGCGGCGAAAUCUGCGGAUUGUAGUGUUAUUACCGAGGUGGGGUGUGUGGAUAUUGCACUGAAAAACCUUCAAGUGUGUGUAAAGAAUGGAGAUUCGAAGAUUUUCGAUGCGCAGACGGUGGCGCGAAGGAGCUUGCAGAAUCUUGAUUCUUGUGUGGAAGGAAUUGAAGUUGGAUUAGAGAAGCUGUUUAGGCAGCUGUUGCAGAGUAGAGUUGCACUUUUAAAUAUUCUUACCGAUGAUCAUAAAAUGGCAACCCAAUUACAAACACACACAAGAUCAAUCAGUUUGCCGUCAAGAUUGAAUCCAACAAAUUUCGAAUCCAAGUUACAAAAGAUUAAAUCUUGUCAGAUUGUUUCUGCAUUUCCGUCGGAAGAAAUUCAAUCUGGUCUUGUGGGGCUUGCGGAACUGUACAAUUCUGUGCAGUUCUCUACAGUUUCUCAAGAUGAGAAAUUAAUUGAAGAAUCGCUUUCGGGAUCCGUGCAGUUGCUGGAUUCUUGCGGCGCUAUUAGAGAACUUUUGCAGAUGAUGAAGGAGAAUAUCCACGCGCUUCAAUCAGCACUGCGGAGAAAGGGAAUAUUAUUGGAAUAUUCCGCCGUCCAAAACGACGUCGCUGCGUACUUCUGCUGCAGGAAGAGAAUGAAUAAGCUGGUAGCGAAGAGCCUUAAGAAACUCAAAGCUUUGGAGAAUAUUCCGGUGAAUAUUCUUAACGGAGAGCUGACGGGGGCUACCGUUGCGGUUUUCAAGAGUAUUCUAGUUUUCUUGUCUGGGCCGCCGCCGGCGAGUCGGUGGUCUUUGGUGUCGAAGAUGAUGGCCGGGAAAUCUGCCGGAGAAAAUAACGGCGGUCGUGUGGAGUUUGCUCUGAGAAGUCUGCAUGGGAAAACGAGGAGCGGUACUAACGGAGGGGUGACGGCGGUUGACGUGCAAUUGGUGCAAAAGGGUCUGCAAAAAGUUGAUGCCGUUAUCGAAGGGUUUGAGGGAGGGUUGGAGAGAUUAUUCAGACAGUUGAUUCAGAAUAGAGUUGCACUUCUUAACAUCAUUACCGAUAAUUGAGAUUUUUUUUUUUAAA
Messenger RNA from Erythranthe guttata (spotted monkey flower), 1709 nucleotides. RefSeq lists its product as uncharacterized. NCBI's taxonomy places the organism in Eukaryota, Viridiplantae, Streptophyta, Magnoliopsida, Lamiales, Phrymaceae. The record is from RefSeq and is a predicted model, not a curated record. Gene Ontology annotation, biological process: shoot system development; root development.